Magnolia sinica is the source of this 2909-nucleotide messenger RNA. RefSeq lists its product as uncharacterized. The transcript is spliced from 11 exons. The record is from RefSeq and is a predicted model, not a curated record. Gene Ontology annotation, molecular function: serine-type endopeptidase activity. Lineage: Eukaryota; Viridiplantae; Streptophyta; Magnoliopsida; Magnoliales; Magnoliaceae. Bases 126 to 2486 code for a protein of 786 amino acids. Gene Ontology annotation, biological process: proteolysis.
GCAACGGACCCGACACGACCGAAAACAAAGCUCGAGGAUAGCGUGCAAUGCUCGGCCUCUAAAACCCAGGGUUUUACGCGCAAAAACCCUCUCCUUCUCCUCCUCCCUCUCUCUGUAUACCGAAAAUGACCUUCCUCUGUCAACGCCGUUUCAGAGCCGUCUGCAACAACGUUUCGCUCCUCCGUUUCGCCCAUUCCAAGCCCCAGAGACCCCCGCCACCUCCAACCCCACCCAAGCCCCCCGAGAAGCCUGUGCCUUUCACCUGCCACGGUGACACGUGGCACGAUCCCUACAGCUGGAUGUCCGAUCUGGCGGACAAGGUGGCCAUGCGCCACAUGGACGUGUACAUGGAGCAGGAGGAGAAGUACACCGAAGCUGUGAUGUAUGACACCGAUCGCCUCCAGCGCAAGCUCCAGUCGGAGAUGGCCAGCCGCAUGACGUCUCACCUCUCCACACCGCCCGUCCGAUGGGGUCCCUGGUUGUAUUACAGGCGUGUGGAAGAAGGAAAGCAGUAUCAGGUGCUAUGUCGGAGAUUGGCAAGUUUGAACGACGAGUUUAUAUCAUACAAUGCUCCUUCUGCAGGCUUUGAUUUCACAGCUGGGAAGAGGAUUGAGCAGAAGCUGGUUGAUUACAAUCAGGAGGCUGAGAGAUUUGGAGGUUAUGCUUAUGAAGAACUAUCAGAAGUGUCCCCAGAUCACCAUUUUCUAGCAUACACCAUGUAUAACAAGGAUAAUGACUUCUUUACUUUAUCCGUGAGGAAUUUAAAUACGGGUUCACUUUGCAGCAAGCCUCAAGCCGACGGAGUUUCAAAUUUGGCAUGGGUGAUGGGUGGGAAGGCACUGCUUUACACUGUAACAAACACUGAAAAGAGACCAUAUCGGAUCUACUGUAGUGUCCUUGGGUCUGGUAAAGAUGAUGUCUUGGUUCUGGAAGAACCCGAUGAGAAUGUCUAUGUUAAUAUUAGGAACAGCAAAGAUUUCCGGUUUGUGACUGUAAAUACUUUUUCAAACACUUCGUCAAAGGUGUAUUUGAUAAACGCAGCUGAUCCAUUGUCUGGUAUGACAUUAGUUUGGGAAUGCGAAUCACAAGCUCACUGCAUAAUCGAGCAUAAUCAGGGAUAUCUUUAUCUUUUUACGGAUGCUGCAAGAGGGGGACAACCAGUCAAUUCCCAUUAUCUGCUGAGGCAUCCUGUUGAAGCUUUUGGUUCUAGAACUUGGGAGAACGUGUUUCUUGAUGACCCGAAUGUUAUAAUUGAGGAUGCCGAUUUCUGUGAUACACAUUUGGUGCUUAUUCUAAGGGAAGGUCGGCGGUUGCGAAUUUGCUCGAUAGCUCUUCCUUUGCCUAUGGAUGGUAAGGGAGCACUGAAUCUAGCUGACGUUAAUCCGAGUUUCCUAGCCCUUCCAAAACACGUUUGUCAAAUCUCACCUGGGCCCAAUUACGAUUACUAUUCCUCAACCAUGCGAUUCACAAUAUCCUCACCAGUGAUGCCCGAUGCUGUGGUAGACUAUAACUUAUCAAAUGGCAAGUGGGUGAUUGUGCAACAACAAAAUGUGCUACACGAAAGGACAAGGACAUUGUAUGGAACACCUUCUCCUGCUAGCCAUAUGGCGAAAGCACCAUUCUCAAAGAGCUCAGACACUAUACCUGAAGCCGACGGUGCAGAUGGCUCAUGGAAUGAUCUUUCUGAGUUUUAUGCCUGUGAGUAUUAUGAUGUUUCUUCAAAAGAUGGGGUUAUGGUACCAUUGACUAUUGUUUACUCACACAAAAUGAAGCUAGAGGGUCAGAGUUCAGGGCUGCUUCAUGGGCAUGGGGCUUACGGUGAGUUGUUGGACAAACGCUGGCGCAGUGAGUUAAAAAGCUUGCUUGAUCGCGGUUGGGUGAUUGCAUAUGCUGAUGUCAGAGGUGGAGGGUCUGGGGGUAAAAGAUGGCAUCAUGACGGCAUGCGCACAAAAAAGCGCAAUUCCAUCGAUGAUUAUAUUUCCUGUGCUAAAUUCCUAAUCGAGAAGGGAAUUGUACAACAAGACAAGCUUGCUGGUUGGGGUUAUAGUGCUGGCGGACUUCUUGUCGCUUCAGCCAUUAAUUGUUGCCCUGAUUUAUUUCGUGCUGCAGUUUUGAAGGUUCCAUUUUUAGAUGCCUGCAACACGCUUCUGUAUCCUGUUUUACCUCUUACACCUGUCGACUAUGAAGAGUUUGGAUAUCCUGGGGACGUCGAAGAUUUUCAGGCUAUAAGAAGAUACUCCCCUUAUGAUAAUAUUCAGAAGGGUGUUCUUUAUCCAGCGGUCUUGGUGACAUCAUCUUUUAAUACUAGGUUUGGAGUAUGGGAAGCUGCAAAAUGGGUUGCGAGGGUCCGCCAACAUGCUCUCUAUGAUCCGCAACGUCCGAUUCUGCUUAAUCUAACGAUAGAUAUAGUGGAGGAAAACAGGUAUUUGCAGUGCAAGGAAUCUGCGCUAGAGACUGCUUUCCUUAUCAAGAUGGUGGAUUCCUAGCUAGUUGACAAAAUUGCAUCUGCUUGUUUCAACGGAGGGUCUAGAUCAAGACCCAAAUCGCAGAGACUGUUCAGAGUGACAUUCUAAAUCGAAAUGAUGGCUCACGAGAAUAUACCUUAAUUUAUUGGUUUUGUCGAUGUUGGCAUGGUCAGAUCUCCAGUUUGGGUGGUAUGAGAAAAUGACGAGCCCGGCCACCAAAGGUGGGUCUCAUCUGAUAUAUGAAGCCUGAUUGGGAGGAAGAGCCUUGAUUUGUUGUAAUUUUAUUAAUGUAGAGUAAUCAGCUUGUUUAUUUGUGCCUUUUAUUUUUAUUUUUAUUUUUAUUUUUGAUUUAUUUUAGCUGUCCACAAGGAGAUAACAUGAAUUUACAUUUAAAUGAAAAGCAUUUACUGGCCUUUCUUUGAUAUGAAAAGCCCUUAAUUUUCA